GAAGUGUAAAAAGUGGAAAUUUUAGUUUUUGAAGAAAAUUCUUUGAGUUGAUCAAAUAUGAAAAGAAAUAGACAAAGAAGAAAGACAACAUGAAGCUGCUGCAGGAAAUGGAAACAAUACAGAUGGUAUUUAACAAGAAUGGAGGAGUUAAUGUUUUGUGAGCUUUAAGCAAAAUUUGCAUUGUACACACUGUAAUAAGCAUAGGUUCCACAAAGCUUGUGGGUGUUGAUUUCCCCAGAAAUUGCUAACUGAAGCAAAUAUUACUUAAGUAAAUACUUUGAUGAUAAGCUAUGUGAAAAUAACCUUUAGAUAAUAUGACCGUAUAACUAUUUUAAUUACUUUGUUUACUAGAAUUAAAUGAGGUUAAUUUGGACAUUAUAUUAAAGUGCUUAUAAGGAAGGAAGCCUGCCUUAAAUUUUUUUUUACUCUUGCGGCAUAAUCGGUAAUUGGCCUAAUAGCCAUACUACAUAGCUUGUAACCAAAAGCAAAUUAAAGGCAUAAUUUAUAUAUUGUGUAGUUGCUUAGAAUUUUGAGAACAUAAGCCUCCUUGAAAAAUCAAAAAGUUUUAACAUUUUUCAAAAAGCCGUCCAUUUUUCAAGUGUUUAGGUAGAAUUAAACCUAAAAGAGUUACUACCUAGUAGUUUAGGAGAGAGAUUCUGUCUGAAUGUCAGCUUAGAUAUAAUUCUAGUAAAGAAGGACUAGUAAAUUCUACAUAAGUAGGACUUUAUCAUUUCAUUCCUUUUGGUGGUGAAAAUCUAGUGUGAAGAGUUGAGAAAUUUCAUGUGAAGGUUUCAGCCAUCAAAAAGUGUUACAACCUACUCAUGCACAAAACUACCUCCCAAAGACUUGUUCCUGGUCCCUCGUAUCAAAAAGUUAAGAGUAUAAUGGAAGAUAGCACGAUCUUGUCAAAUUGGACCAGCGACAACCAACAAAAAAUGAAGUAUGACUUUUCAUGCGAACUCUAUAGAAUGUCUACGUAUUCAACUUUCCCCAGUGGUGUUCCUGUCUCAGAAAGGAGUCUUGCUCGUGCUGGUUUUUAUUAUACUGGUGUAAAUGACAAGGUCAAAUGCUUCUGUUGUGGCCUGAUGCUGGAUAACUGGAAACAAGGAGACAAUCCUAUCGAAAAGCAUAAACAGCUAUAUCCUAGCUGUAGCUUUAUUCAGAAUCUGGUUUCAGCUAGUCUGGGAUCCACCUCUAAGACUACAUCUCCAAUAAGAAACAGUCUUGCACAUUCAUCAUCACCCACUUUGGAUCAGAGUGGCUCAUUCAGGGGUUCUUAUUCCAACCUUUUACCAAACCCUCUUAAUUCUAGAGCGGUGGAAGACUUCUCUCAAUUGAGAACCAAUCCCUACAGUUAUGCAAUGAGUACUGAAGAAGCCAGAUUUCUUACUUACCAUAUGUGGCCAUUAACCUUUUUGUCACCAUCAGAACUGGCAAGAGCUGGCUUUUAUUAUAUCGGACCUGGAGACAGGGUAGCUUGCUUUGCCUGUGGUGGGAAGCUGAGUAACUGGGAACCAAAGGAUGAUGCUAUGUCAGAACACCGGAGACAUUUUCCCAACUGUCCAUUUUUGGAAAAUUCUCUAGAAACGCUGAGGUUUAGCAUUUCAAAUCUAAGCAUGCAGACACAUGCAGCUCGAAUGAGAACAUUUAUGUACUGGCCCCCUACUGUUCCAGUUCAGCCUGAACAGCUUGCAAGUGCUGGUUUUUAUUACGUGGGGCGCAAUGAUGAUGUCAAAUGCUUUUGCUGUGAUGGUGGCUUGAGGUGUUGGGAAUCUGGAGAUGAUCCAUGGGUAGAACAUGCCAAGUGGUUUCCAAGGUGUGAGUUCUUGAUAUGCAUGAAAGGGCAGGAGUUUGUUGAUGAGAUUCAAGGUAGAUAUCCACAUCUUCUUGAACAGCUGUUGUCAACUUCAGAUACUUCGGGAGAUGAAAAUGCUGAUCCACCAAUUAUUCACUUUGGACCUGGAGAAAGUUCUUCAGAAGAUGCAGUCAUGAUGAAUACACCUGUGGUUAAAUCUGCCUUGGAAAUGGGCUUUAGUAGAAGUCUGGUGAAACAAACAGUUCAGAGUAAAAUCCUGUCAACUGGAGAGAACUACAGAACAGUUAAUGAUAUUGUAUCUGCACUUCUUAGUGCUGAAGAUGAAAAAAGAGAAGAGGAAAAGGAAAGACAAGCAGAAGAACUGGCAUCAGAUGAUUUGUCAUUAAUUCGGAAGAACAGAAUGGCUCUCUUUCAACAGCUGACGUGUGUGCUUCCUAUCCUGGAUAAUCUUUUAAAGGCCAACGUAAUUAAUAAACAGGAACAUGAUAUUAUUAAACAAAAAACACAGAUACCUUUACAAGCAAGAGAACUGAUCGAUACGGUUUUAGUUAAAGGAAAUGCUGCAGCCAACAUCUUCAAAAGCUGUCUAAAAGAAAUUGAUUCUACAUUAUAUAAAAAUUUAUUUGUGGAAAAAAAUAUGAAGUAUAUUCCAACAGAAGAUGUUUCAGGUCUGUCACUGGAAGAACAAUUGAGGAGGUUACAAGAAGAACGAACUUGUAAAGUGUGUAUGGACAAAGAAGUUUCUAUUGUAUUCAUUCCCUGUGGUCAUCUGGUAGUGUGCCAGGAAUGUGCCCCUUCUCUAAGAAAAUGCCCUAUUUGUAGGGGUAUAAUCAAGGGUACUGUUCGUACAUUUCUCUCAUAAAAGAAAUGAAGGCUAUGUAUUAGCCUGCAUAGAAAAGUCUUUAAAAUACUGUGGAACAUUUGAAGACAUCUGAGGUUAAAAAAAAAAAGGAAUGAGUGACACUCUAAUUAGUAAUAUUUGUAUUUUACUCUGCUUUGAUACUAAUAAUCUUGUUUCAAAAGAGUAUUGUUUAUCAUAUUUAAUCUUGUUUUUUUUGCAAGGGGAGUUAUGUGUUUGAUGAACUAUAUUGGUAUAUAAGUAUGGAUAUCAGAAGAAUUAAAGGAAUAGUGUCAGUGCUUGUGUACCAUUUCAGGAGUUAGGGAUUUAGUGUUCUUUCUAGCUUAAAAUGACUGGAAACCAGGAAUUCUGAAGUUCAUCAGAGUUGUGCCAAACUCUCCUAGGUGCUUUUCUCUUAUGUUGUAAAAUAAGGAUUUUGAUCUUCCUGGUAAACAAGCUUUCCUGUAUUUAGUGAUAAACAUCUUAAUAAAGUGCUUUUAUUAAAAGGA
Tupaia belangeri chinensis (Chinese tree shrew) is the source of this 3163-nucleotide messenger RNA. RefSeq names its product baculoviral IAP repeat containing 2 (gene BIRC2). Lineage: Eukaryota; Metazoa; Chordata; Mammalia; Scandentia; Tupaiidae. The transcript has 8 exons. Gene Ontology annotation, cellular component: cytoplasm; nucleus. The record is from RefSeq and is a predicted model, not a curated record. Gene Ontology annotation, molecular function: ubiquitin protein ligase activity; cysteine-type endopeptidase inhibitor activity involved in apoptotic process. Gene Ontology annotation, biological process: negative regulation of apoptotic process; regulation of cell cycle; positive regulation of protein ubiquitination. Bases 822 to 2678 code for a protein of 618 amino acids.